This is a messenger RNA of Xyrichtys novacula (pearly razorfish), 1643 nucleotides long. The record is from the annotation of a GenBank genome assembly. Lineage: Eukaryota; Metazoa; Chordata; Actinopteri; Labriformes; Labridae.
AUGCAGAGACCAGGCGGCCAAGGGACGGCGUUCUCAAUCGACUCCCUCAUAGGGACCCCUCAGCCCAGACCGGGACACCUGCUGUACACAGGCUACCCCAUGUUCAUGCCGUACAGACCUCUGGUUAUCCCACAAGCUUUAUCCCACUCGCCCUUAUCUUCAGGGAUACCUCCCCUCGCGCCUUUGGCUUCUUUUGCGGGACGCCUCACGAACACGUUCUGUGCCAGUUUAGGGCAGGGGGUGCCCUCCAUGGUUGCUCUCACCACCACGAUGCCAAGUUUCUCGGAUCCACCGGACAGUUUCUACCCUCCACAAGAGCUCCCAGGCCCGCGUUUGAGCGCAGCAGAUCCCGGAGCAAGGAGGCAGGAGAGUCCGCACUCUGAAGACCUGCACGGCCGGGACAAGAGCUCCGAGCUGCUCAACUUCUCAGAAACUUUUCAAACUAUAUCAGGUAAGCUUGGCAUCGCUGUCCAUUUACGGUGUCUUAUCAAAUGAAAACCAGGAGGACGAUGCGUAAAAAGGCCAUCAUGCGUAAAAAUGCGUAAAAGUUGAGAUUGUAUUUGGAGAUGUACCAAGAUUUAAAAAACUGAGUACCCUUAACUUGUUUGUACAUAAUUCUGGGGUGGAAAAAUAGUGAUAAAAUUGUGUGGCCUAGUUUUGGAGGAUUGCAACCUGGUGACAGUGAGCAAUAAAAUCUAAAGUUCCUGAUAUAUUUUGCUUCAAGAGCAGGCUUUAUUACAUUUAAUUUUUUUGGUUGUUAUUCAAGUAUUAUCUAUCCAUUUAUUAUCUAUAUCUAUCUAACAUCUAUGUAUUUUAAAUGAUGCUGAAUUACAUUUAAAAAAUGGGGGAUCUGUUUUGUUGACAAGAGAUAAAACUGUUCCAAGUUGCCAAAACAUUUGAAAUUUGAAGGGAAAUAUCGUAACAGGCCAAUUUUAUUCCAACUAUUAAAAUAUUUUAAGCAGUUUUCAGAACUUUUUCAUGUCCUUUUAUUUUUAUUCACCUGCUAAAAGAGGCCAUGAUUGAUGUGUAACAAGAUGAGACAUUGCGUAAUGCUCACUUCUGGCAUUUAAGCGUAUGGUCAAGUGAUUUAAAGUGUUUUUUUUCUCUCUUUCCCCCUCAACAUUGUAGGUGAGACAAAACUGUACAGUUCAGACGAUGAGAAGCUGGACCUUAAAUCUGCGGAUACUGCGUGCAGUGACCGGGAGGACAGCUCCGCGGACAGCGAGAACGAAAGUUUCUCGGAUGGGAACAACUGUGGCUCCCUGUCCCAGAAGAGCAAACUUAAAACCGGCUCUCAGGAGGCGUUACCCACCGGCAGUUCAGCGGGGAAGAGCCGGAGGAGACGAACAGCUUUCACCAGCGAGCAGCUGCUCGAACUGGAAAAGGAGUUUCACUGUAAAAAGUACCUUUCUCUGACUGAACGCUCGCAGAUUGCGCACGCUCUUAAACUCAGCGAGGUGCAGGUGAAGAUCUGGUUUCAGAACCGCAGGGCCAAAUGGAAACGGAUCAAAGCCGGCAACGUGAACAACCGGUCUGGAGAACCGGUGAGAAACCCCAAAAUAGUGGUGCCCAUCCCCGUGCACGUCAACAGGUUCGCUGUGAGGAGUCAGCAUCAACAAAUAGAGCAAGGGACCAGGCCGUGA